UUUACAAGAGUGGUAACCAAAUCUAAUCCACGACCCCUUCCCCUUGAAAGGAGCAACAUGCAUGCGCAGCCGCAGCUGCAUGGAAAGAGCGUUUCACUCCAUUUUAUCACACGCGACGGCGCCCGAACGUUAUGAUGAAAUCACAUGUCUUUAAAAAGGGUGGGAGGGAGUGGACAUAAAUAAGAGAGAGAAAAGAAUGAGGAGGGGAGCAGGCGUAGGGCAAGGGUAGUUUGGUCACGAAAGAGGGGAGGUGGGUGUACCAUCCUUCAUCGAUUGUUACUCCGAUCAAAAGAAUUCCCCAUUUUCCCCAUUUUACCCCUCGCCUUCCUCCUCCUACCCUCGUAUACAUAUACUGACCCAGACCAACUUCCCCCACCCCUACCUCUUUCUGCUCUGAAUCUCUGUCUUUUAUUCCGAUCAUCAUUUUUGAUCGGAGUCGCGCCUGGAUUCUCUUUCCUAUUCCUCAUUUUGGUUCCGAGUCACGCCUGAAUUGUAAUCAAUUGGUGGAGAGUUUAGGCGACCAUGUCCUCGGCCGCCCCGGCACAGCAGGUGGCGAUCCAAAAGGAGAAGAGGAAGCCGCGAGCAGCUGCCCUAAAGCUUCCCAUCAUCCCAGCCCGAGAGGAUCCGUUUGCCCCCAACAACCACCAUAAGGGCCAGCCUCGUGCUAUGCCCCUCCCUCUCCCGCCUUCCUCUGAAGUUGCUCUUGAGGAGCUUGAGAAAGUGUGCCGCCUGGGCAGCGGCAGCAGCGGCAAGGUCUACAAGGCGCGGCACGUUCACACGGGGGCCAUCUAUGCCCUCAAGAUCAUCCAGGAGAAGCACGAUGCGCAGGUCCGGCAGCAGAUCAAGCGCGAGAUGGAGAUCCUGCGCCGAGCCCUCAACCCCCAUGUUGUGCGCUGCUAUGGGGUCUUCGACCGAGGGGGUGAGAUCUCCUUUGUCCUCGAGUACAUGGAUGCCGGCUCUUUGGCAGAUGUCCUUGCCGCACACCGCCGCAUCCCCGAACCCUUCCUGGCCCGUGUUGCCGCCCACUGCCUCCAGGGCUUGCUCUACCUCCACAAGAACAAAAUCGUGCACCGUGACAUCAAACCCUCGAACCUCCUUAUCAACCGACGCCGGGAGGUGAAGAUCGCCGAUUUCGGGGUGAGCAAGGUGCUCGACAGCACCCUCGCACAGUGCAACUCGUAUGUGGGCACCUGCGCGUACAUGAGCCCGGAGAGGUUCAAUCCGGAUGCGCAAGAUGGCCACUAUGACGGCUGCUCCGCCGAUAUCUGGAGUUUGGGGCUGUCAUUGCUGGAGUGCGCCAUGGGCCGGUUCCCGUGCUUGCCCCCAGGGCAGAAGCCCGACUGGCCAACACUUAUGAUGGCCAUCUGUAUGGGCGAUCCGCCCGCCCCACCCGCCGAUUCCUCUCCGGAGUUCCAGUCCUUCAUCAGAGCUUGCCUCCAGAAGAACGCCUGCUUGCGGCCCUCCGCCAAGCAUCUUCUCACUCACCCCUUCCUCACAAAAUACAAGGAGAAGGACUGUGACCUCUCCCCUCUGUUGAAAUCCCUGCAAUUGUAACAUUUAGGCUAGAUAGAGAGAGAGAGAGGGGCAGAUCUGCAAAGCAGAUCAAAUUAAUUCUGGUUCUUCCUCUUCUAAUUAUAUAAAUAGUGAAAAACAGGGGAGAGAGAGAUUGAUCUGCAAAA
Molecule: messenger RNA, 1679 nt
Organism: Amborella trichopoda
Lineage: Eukaryota; Viridiplantae; Streptophyta; Magnoliopsida; Amborellales; Amborellaceae
Product: mitogen-activated protein kinase kinase 9
Biological process (GO): protein phosphorylation; MAPK cascade
Molecular function (GO): MAP kinase kinase activity; ATP binding
Source: RefSeq, a predicted model, not a curated record